AUGUCAAAAGCUAAGAAGAAAUUCUUGCAACAAGAACUGAUAUUAUUCCAUUUAUACCUUCUUAACCACUCUGAUGGAAAUCGUCAAUUUACUUUAUCAAAUAAGAAGGAAUUUAGAUUAUUAUGGUCUACAUUAAAUGGAAAGUUAAAAAAAUUAAAAAAAUCUGGAAAUAUUGUUAAGCAUCAUGACAAUUUAAUAGAUGAAGAAGUACAACAAAUAUUUCAACAUAAGUUGAUUUCUAUUAAUGAUUCUCAAGAUGGAGGGUUACGAUUUACUAAAUAUUCCCAAAAGAACAAUCAAGAAGGUAUUGAAAGUGAUAAUACAGGUUUAAUAAUUACUGUACCACUUGAUCCAACAGAUUUUCAAGGCCCUAUUCAUGAUUUGAAGCUUUAUAUUUCUAAACAUCCUAAAAAUUAUCAAACUCUUUAUUUACAUCUUCUAAUUAACAAUAAAUUUGCAUUUGGUAUUGACACCAAAAACUGUAGUAUUACUAACCAUGGGAGAUCAACUUCAAUUACCGCUUUAUUUAGACAAGGGGUUCCUAUAGUAACAACAAUGGCAAUUACAGGCCAUAAAAGUGAAUCCUCUUAUCGGGUUUAUGCAAAACCUUCCAGAAAAGAUAAGGAAAAUGCAUUAUCAAGCUUGAUCAAUAAUAUUGAGCUAUCCUUAAAACAAAACCAUAUUGAAAACAUAACUGCUACUCAAAAUAAUAUGCAAGAUAAUCAAGCUAAACUUUUAGAAUCAAUG
Molecule: messenger RNA, 747 nt
Organism: Cetraspora pellucida
Lineage: Eukaryota; Fungi; Glomeromycota; Glomeromycetes; Diversisporales; Gigasporaceae
Source: the annotation of a GenBank genome assembly